Molecule: messenger RNA, 2585 nt
Organism: Darwinula stevensoni
Lineage: Eukaryota; Metazoa; Arthropoda; Ostracoda; Podocopida; Darwinulidae
Source: the annotation of a GenBank genome assembly
AGGCAAUCGUGAUCUCGUGAUGAAGAUUCUCCUGCGGAGACGCUCCCUGUGGCUGAAGCUGUGCCUCCUGUUGCCGGUGGUGUGGCUGGCGACGGUGUUCCUGCUGUCGGCGGGGGACGAGCGCCAGUCGGACGCCGGGGAGGGAGGGCGAGGGGUCGUGCCUCUGCCGCACGUGAGGGACCUCAACCACGCGCCGGACAGUGGGCUCGGGAGCGGGAACGAGGGGGUGAACGAGGUCCUUCCCCCGAAGCCGAAUCUACCUCCCGUGGUGCCACCCGUGGACGGGGCGAUCCAGAAGCCGCGACCGCCGCAGGUGGACGACACGCUGAGGAAGCCGCAUCCGCCCCCGGUGGAUGACAUUCAGGCAGGCGAUGGGGUCCUCCACCCGCCGGAUCUCCCGUCCGGCCCGGGUGAGAUGGGGAAGGCGGUGAAGCUGUCGGCGAACUUGACGAAGGAGGAGAAAGCGCUGGUGGACGAUGGCUGGACGAAGAACGCCUUCAACCAGUACGUGUCCGACAUGAUCUCGUUGCAUCGGACUCUGCCCGACCUGCGCUCCGAAUCGUGUAAAGAGUCAGGCCGUUACCUGGAGAAGCUGCCAAAAACGAGUGUGAUAGUGUGCUUCCACAACGAGGCGUGGAGCGUGCUGCUCCGGACGAUGCACUCCAUCCUGGACCGCACCCCGGAUCACCUGCUCGAGGAGAUCAUCCUGGUCGACGAUGCGUCCGACAUGGAUCACCUGAAGGACCGGUUGGAAGAAUACGUGUCCAACUACCCGAAGGUGCGGGUCGUGCACUUGAAGCAGAGGGAGGGUCUGAUCCGGGCUCGUCUCGCAGGGGCCAAGGUGGCCACUGCCCCGGUGCUCACAUUCCUGGACUCCCACUGCGAGUGCACCCCUGGUCGGUGUGCCUUCUGUUCCUUCCUGCUGUCGUCUUGCAUUUUCCUCUUUGGUUUAAAGAAGAGUAGUUUUUCUGUUCUUCCCCUUUGCUCUAGUGAGCAUCUAUAUCAACAUGUUAGAUGGAGCUGCACUGACCCUGGAGUGAAUCCCUUCACAGGUUGGGUGGAGCCGCUGCUGGAUCCGAUCGCGAAGGACCCGACGUCGGUGGUGUGUCCGGUGAUCGACGUGAUCUCCGACGACACCUUCGAGUACAUGGGAAAGCAAGGAGAUUCCACCCACGUGGGGGGAUUCGACUGGAACCUCCAGUUCUCGUGGCAUGCGAUCCCCCAGGCAGAGAGGGACCGGCGGAAGCAUCCGUCCGACCCCGUCCGCUCUCCCACCAUGGCCGGUGGCCUCUUCUCCAUCGACAAGAAGUUCUUCGAAAAACUGGGCACCUACGAUGACGGCUUCGACAUCUGGGGGGGCGAGAACCUGGAACUCUCCUUCAAGACAUGGAUGUGCGGAGGCACCCUGUACAUCAUCCCGUGCUCACACGUGGGUCACAUCUUCCGCAAGCGGUCUCCGUACCAGUGGCGGAAGGGUGUGAACGUCCUCCGACGGAACUCCAUCCGCCUGGCCGAGGUCUGGAUGGACGACUACAAGAAGUACUAUUACCAGCGUAUCGGCAACACUCUUGGCGACUACGGGGAUGUAUCCGAGAGGAAGAGACUCAGGGAAAAUCUUCACUGCAAGUCCUUCCAGUGGUAUCUAGACAGCAUCUAUCCAGAGCUCUUCAUACCUGGAGAUGCCGUCGCUUCUGGAGAGAUGAGGAACCUGGGCGAGGGCGGGAAGACCUGUUUGGAUGCUGCAGCCCGGAAGCAGGACCUGCACAAGCCCGUCGGAACAUAUCCUUGUCAUCGCCAGGGAGGCAAUCAGUUCUGGAUGAUGAGCAAGUCGGGAGAGAUUCGUCGAGACGAAGCAUGCCUGGAUUAUGCAGGGAAAGAUGUGAUCCUCUACCCUUGUCAUGGCUCCUUGGGCAACCAACAGUGGUUCUACGACGACGAGUUGGGUCUGAUACGUCACGGGAGCAGCCACAAGUGCUUGGCCAUCACACCAGACCGCACCAAGAUCGUCAUGGAGUCGUGCAACCUCGACUCCGACCGCAUCCGAUGGAAGUUCGAAAACUACGACCCAUCCAAAUUGUGAUCGCCCCUUUUUCCUUUUAAAAAUCCUCUCCUUUCUUCUGUCGUCACAUGGUCUCGAUGGCAGCAGGUGGAGGCGAGAGAGGGAAGGACCAGGACCAAGAAGGGCAUUUGUUCUCUCUCCUUUUCUCCCCAUGAAAAUUUUCCUCAGGAAAGGACCUCCCUCCCCUCCCCCUCGUGACAGUGACGAUAUCGAACGACCCUGUGAUCGGAACCCAUCUGGUGUCCAACCCAAUCGUCGUCGUCGUCUUUUCGUUGCAAAUCUUUAACUCCCUGCAAGAACAAAAAAGAUGCCUCUCGUAAAGAAGAAAUCGUGGAUCCCGCAAUGGUGCUCAAGUGAUUUCCUUUCCCCUUUCCCUCAGAGUUCAUUCCUCCUUCCCCUCUCUCUGUCGUCUGCUCGCAUCCGGACGGAUCUCCGACCCUUCGGAUCGUCAUUCCAUCCGUCGUCCUCGACGAGGAACGACUGCGCUCCUCCUCACCCUUCCAGAUCCCGUCGGCAGCUUUUUUCA